AUGUAUGUGGAGAUGGCUUAGUUGUAGUAGAUCCUUAUGGAUUCUUCUAUGAGCAAUGUGAUGAUGGCAAUACAUUUAGUUACGAUGGUUGUAUGUUAGCCAACAACUAUUUGCACAAGUUGUAUAAACGAUAGAUGUGAAGAAUGCGCUACUGGAUAUUAUCUUUCUGAUCAAAAAAUAUGUAAGCCAAUUUGUGAAGAUUCUAUGAUUGUGGUUGGUGAAGAAUGCGAGAACUCAUUUAUACUACCAUAUAAAGGUUGUAAUAAUUGUUAAGCAAGAUGUUAAUCUUCUUGUCUCACUUGUAGUACAACUGGACUUGGUUGUCUAUAAUGUAAAAGUGGUUACAAUAGAAUUGAUAAUUUAUGUUAUUCAAUUUGUGGUGAUAAAAUAAUAACUUAAGAUGAAUAAUGUGAUGAUGGUAAUUUUAUUAUUGGAGACGGAUGCCAUCUUUGUCAAUUUAGUUGUUAGGACUCUUGUCUUUAUUGUCUUUAAGGAAUCUGUUAUAAUUGUUAAGAAGGUUAUUAAUUAAUAUAAUCUAAAUGUUACUCUAUCUGUGGAGAUGGUCUAUAGAAAAAUAAUGAAUAAUGUGAUAUUAACUCUUCAAUACAGAUUUAUCAAAAUUGUUAAUCCUGUAAAUUUUAUUUGUGA
Molecule: messenger RNA, 648 nt
Organism: Paramecium tetraurelia
Lineage: Eukaryota; Ciliophora; Oligohymenophorea; Peniculida; Parameciidae
Exons: 2
Source: RefSeq, a predicted model, not a curated record